Molecule: messenger RNA, 1422 nt
Organism: Prosopis cineraria
Lineage: Eukaryota; Viridiplantae; Streptophyta; Magnoliopsida; Fabales; Fabaceae
Product: GDSL esterase/lipase At5g45910
Exons: 5
Coding region: 57-1208 (383 amino acids)
Molecular function (GO): hydrolase activity, acting on ester bonds
Source: RefSeq, a predicted model, not a curated record
UCUAUAGUGUGUCUGCAUAUUUCUCCCGUUCCCACUCUAAUAUUUGAAGCAGCACCAUGAAGAUCAUGUCCUUAAUGAUCAUAUCCUUCUUCAUUCUAUUGGGUUUUUUGGAGCGAGCAGCUUCAUCAAAUCCUAGUAAUAGUAGUGAUCAUGCAUAUGAGGCGAUCUUCAACUUCGGAGACUCUCUGAGUGACACUGGGAAUUUCUUAUCCUCAGGUGCUCUUGCUUUCCCUGUCAUUGGAAAGCUUCCUUAUGGUCAAACCUUCUUCAGACAUGCCACUGGACGUUGCUCUGAUGGACGCCUCAUUGUUGAUUUCAUUGCUGAGGCAUAUGGGUUGCCAUAUUUGCCACCAUAUCUGAAACCAAGCAAAGGCCAAGACAUCCAUCAUCAUCACGGUGUCAAUUUCGCUGUGGCUGGAGCUACAGCACUUGAUUCAGAAUUCUUCUACAGAAAAGGACUUGGAAAGAUACUGUGGACACAUGAUUCAUUAAGUGUUCAGCUUGGCUGGUUCAAGAAGUUCAAACAAUCUCUGUGCACCACAAGACAAGAUUGUGAUAGGUACUUGAAAAGAUCGCUGUUUCUGGUGGGAGAGAUUGGUGGAAAUGACUAUAACUACGCAGCUUUUGCUGGUGGGGACAUUAAUCAACUUCUAGCUACCGUUCCUCUGGUGGUUGAAGCAAUUACUAUAGCCACAAGUGAAUUGAUAGCGGAAGGAGCAGUGGAGCUUAUGGUGCCAGGAAAUUUGCCAGUUGGAUGCUCUCCUUUGUACAUGACAUUGUUUAUGAGCCAAAACAAAGAGGACUUUGAUCAAAAUGGAUGCUUGAAAAGCUUUAAUGCUUUUGCUCAGUUCCAUAACAAGCAGCUCAAUCUUGCCCUAGACACUCUUAGGAAGAAGAAUCCUCAUCUUAGGAUCAUCUACGCUGACUACUAUGGGGCAGCUAAACGUUUCAUUCAUAUGCCGCGACAUUUUGGUUUCACUAGAGGGACAUUAUUAAGAGCAUGUUGUGGAGGAGGUGGACCGUUCAAUUUCAACAAUUCAGCGAGGUGUGGUCACAUAGGCUCAAAGGCAUGCACUGACCCUUCCAUUUAUGCUAAUUGGGAUGGAAUUCAUUUGACUGAAGCUGCUCAUCGCUACAUAGCCAAAGCUCUCAUUGAGGGUCCCUCCACACAUCCUCCUCUUAAGUCCUCACUUUUCAAGAUAGCCUAGACUAUUAGUGAGAAUUUUUAUUCUUAACUAUUUAAAAUAAUAUAAUGUUUUUAAAACUAAGUUUUUUUUUUUCCUUUGUGAAGAGUGGAAGAUGAUAUUAAGAAUCGUAUGAGAAAUCAAAGGUCUCAUUGGCUCAUUCUCAUGUAUGCUCUGAGAUAAUUGAUAUUUGGUGGAACUAAUUAUGAAAUUGAUAGUCUCGCUCCAUUUUCCUCAA